Molecule: messenger RNA, 327 nt
Organism: Fonticula alba
Lineage: Eukaryota; Rotosphaerida; Fonticulaceae
Exons: 3
Coding region: 1-327 (108 amino acids)
Source: RefSeq, a predicted model, not a curated record
AUGCCCCGAAAUCCCAUCGCCAUGUCGACCGUCGCCUCGCAUGUCCUUCGUGUCCUCAAUGAGCAGGGCCCGAUGACCGUCCGCCAGCUGGCCGAGGUCUUGCCCAUGCACAGCUUCAAGUCCCUCACCUACCUGAAGCGUGACGUUCUCCAGCGCAUGGAGCGCGGCCACUCGGUUGAGAAGCGCGUCUCCCGGACCGUCAACGGCAGCCGCGAGUGGGUGUACCACCCUCUGCGCAAGUUUGACCCGGAUUACGUGGCCUUCGUCAAGCGCACCACCGAGAGCCCCGCCUCUCUGGCCGAGCGCUUCUCCAAGUUCUCCAAGUAA